GGGCUCGCCGCUGGGGAAGGCGGGGCUAAGCGGGGCCUGGCAAGUCUGGCGCCCUGAGCUCCCUGGGUAAAGGCCAAGAUGGCUGCGUCCAUGUAGUACCAAUGUGAACCCAGUGGGGACGGUUCUUAUCUCCUCGAAGGCCACAUCUGGCCCUCCCUCCUGUGCUCCUGCGGAGGGCCGUUGUAGCAGAGAGACGAGGGCAAUGGCAGGGAGCCUUUCUUGGGUGACAGGCAGGGGCCUAUGGGGCCGGUUGCCCUUGACCUGUAGAAGCUUCUCUCUGGGUAUUCCUAGAUUGUUCCAUGUAAGGGUCACUCUCCCGCCCCGCAAAGUGGUUGAUCGUUGGAACGAGAAGAGGGCCAUGUUCGGGGUAUAUGACAAUAUCGGGAUCCUGGGAAACUUUGAAAAACACCCCAAAGAACUGAUCAAGGGCCCCAUAUGGCUUCGAGGCUGGAAGGGGAAUGAAUUGCAGCGUUGUAUCCGAAAGAAGAGAAUGGUUGGAAAUCGGAUGUUCAUUGAUGACCUGCACAACCUUAACAAACGCAUCAGCUAUCUCUACAAACAUUUUAACCGACAUGGAAAGUACCGGUAGAAGAGAAAGCUAGGAACUGUGGAGGAGGCAUAUCUACCACCCAGGAGAAGGGGGAAGUACUUUUCCUUAUGAGGAAAGAGAUUUGUAUGCCCUCAGUAAUAAAAUGGGACUUCUUUGGAA
Phacochoerus africanus (Common warthog) is the source of this 709-nucleotide messenger RNA. RefSeq names its product mitochondrial ribosomal protein L51 (gene MRPL51). The record is from RefSeq and is a predicted model, not a curated record. Gene Ontology annotation, molecular function: structural constituent of ribosome. The coding region runs from base 203 to 589 and encodes 128 amino acids. Lineage: Eukaryota; Metazoa; Chordata; Mammalia; Artiodactyla; Suidae. The transcript has 3 exons. Gene Ontology annotation, biological process: translation. Gene Ontology annotation, cellular component: mitochondrial large ribosomal subunit.